Messenger RNA from Limulus polyphemus (Atlantic horseshoe crab), 1877 nucleotides. It is a transcript of the gene Elp3, whose product is annotated as elongator complex protein 3. NCBI's taxonomy places the organism in Eukaryota, Metazoa, Arthropoda, Merostomata, Xiphosura, Limulidae. Gene Ontology annotation, molecular function: acyltransferase activity, transferring groups other than amino-acyl groups; iron-sulfur cluster binding. The transcript has 16 exons. Bases 164 to 1816 code for a protein of 550 amino acids. Gene Ontology annotation, cellular component: cytoplasm; elongator holoenzyme complex; nucleus. Gene Ontology annotation, biological process: tRNA wobble base 5-methoxycarbonylmethyl-2-thiouridinylation. The record is from RefSeq and is a predicted model, not a curated record.
CUUUUCUUUUGCAACAUGGCGCAUUUGCGGUAACUGUGGAAUGUCAGGCCUUGAAAAUAUAACGAGUUACCUUAAUUUUACAUUUUUAGUUUGUAUUCCAAACAAGACAGCUUAUAUUUAAAUUUAGUUUCUUACAGCUGUUAAUACUACUAUUACUAAUACUAUGGGAAAGAAUAAAAAUAAAGCAAAGCUUAAGCUGUCGAAAGAAGAGCUGAUGGUGAUGACGGUUGCAGAAAUUGUUCAAGAACUAAUCAGUGCUCACAAAGAAGGAAAAGAUGUGAACCUUAACAAGAUAAAAGGAACUAUUUCAGCUAAGUUUGGACUGGAAUCUCAACCUAGGCUUGUUGACAUCAUAGCUGCUGUUCCUUUGGAAUACAAAAAAGUUCUUUUGCCAAAGUUGAGAGCUAAACCAGUUAGAACUGCCAGUGGGAUUGCUGUUGUUGCUGUAAUGUGUAAGCCACAUCGUUGUCCCCACAUUAAUAUGACUGGAAAUAUUUGUGUAUACUGUCCUGGGGGACCAGACUCUGAUUUUGAAUACUCCACUCAGUCAUAUACUGGCUAUGAACCAACUUCAAUGCGUGCCAUUCGAGCAAGAUAUAAUCCUUACCUUCAAACUAAACAUAGACUGGAACAGCUAAAACAGCUUGGUCAUGAUGUUGACAAAGUGGAAUUUAUAGUCAUGGGAGGAACUUUCAUGGCUUUACCAGAAGAUUACCGUGAUUACUUCAUUCGUAAUCUUCAUGAUGCUUUGUCUGGCCACAGCAGCUCCAAUGUAGCUGAAGCUGUAAAAUACAGUGAGAGAUCUAAGACAAAAUGCAUUGGAAUUACCAUUGAAACCAGACCAGAUUACUGCUUGAAACGUCAUUUGAGUGAUAUGCUUUCUUAUGGAUGUACACGUCUAGAGAUAGGAGUGCAAAGUGUGUAUGAAGAUAUUGCUCGUGACACAAACAGAGGUCAUACAGUAAAAGCAGUCUGUGAGUCUUUUCAACUAGCCAAAGAUGCUGGAUUCAAAGUUGUAGCUCAUAUGAUGCCUGAUCUUCCUAAUAUGGACUUGGAGCGAGAUAUUGAACAGUUUAUUGAAUUUUUCGAAAACCCAGCAUUUCGAGCGGAUGGCUUGAAGAUCUAUCCUACUUUAGUAAUAAGAGGCACAGGUUUAUAUGAGCUGUGGAAGACAGGUCGCUACAAAAGUUAUCCUCCAAACACUUUGGUUGAACUAAUUGCAAGGAUACUAGCCUUAGUUCCACCCUGGACAAGAGUAUAUCGAGUACAGAGGGAUAUUCCAAUGCCCCUUGUGACAUCUGGUGUAGAACAUGGGAACCUAAGAGAGCUUGCCCUGGCACGUAUGAAAGAUCUUGGAACAAAGUGCCGAGACGUAAGGACACGGGAGGUAGGCAUACAAGAAAUCCACCACAAAGUUCAGCCUUAUGAGAUCGAGCUCAUUAGAAGAGAUUAUGUUGCGAAUGGUGGAUGGGAGACUUUCUUAUCCUAUGAAGACCCUGAACAAGAUAUUCUUAUAGGUUUACUGAGGCUAAGGAAGUGUUCUCAGGAAACAUUUAGGCACGAACUUAAAGGUGGUGUUUCUAUAGUGCGAGAGUUACAUGUCUAUGGAAGUGUAGUGCCUGUGAAUGCAAGAGAUCCAACCAAGUUUCAACAUCAGGGGUUUGGUAUGCUCUUGAUGGAAGAGGCUGAAAGAAUAGCCAUGGAGGAGCAUGGAGCAAACAAAAUCUCUGUUAUUUCAGGUAUAGGUACCAGGGACUACUACAGGAAGAUUGGUUAUGAGCUAGAUGGCCCUUACAUGUCUAAAUGGUUCACAUAGAAAAUGUUUAUGAAAAAAGUACAUAUUAGUGGUUUUAAUAAAAUUUUAUUGACAAACUGUC